UCUCAGGCAUAUGUACAAAAAAAAUAUUUCACAUUUACAGUCUGUGAAGGUCGCUCUCUUUUUACACCUUUUUGUAUGAAUUUCUCCGUUCCCUUCGCGCGCGCCACGUCACAAUCACCUACCGAACUCGCGUGAGUCCUCCCACCGCCCACGCGUGACAUCUGAAAGAAGAAAAAAUGAAAUAAAUAAAUGAGCAAGGUGCAGUUCCGCCAGGAGCCGUGAGUGUGUGUGCGCGUGAAUGUGUGUGUGUCGUCUGUCUGAAACAUGAACCGCUUGCAUUAGACAUCAGCAGGGCGAUUGAAAACGGGGCAAAAAUCACCAACAACAUCAUCUUCAUCAUCCUUCUCUUCCACGGGGGAAACCUGUUCGCACGCGCCGGGGAGCAGGAAGAUCAAAUUAGGGUGGUGAAAUUAUUUGUGCAAGCUGCCUAUGAAGGGGAGGAAGGUGUAACACACACACUACAGAGUGUGUGUUGUUGUUUCCAUUAGUGUUAAUGAUCUUAUUUACUACUCUCUUAAUUAUCAGCUCUAAAAGCAUCCGUGGAAAACUGGAGCAUACAUGUCGUGAUCUGAGAAAAGCAUCGGGUUAUUCUUAUGGAUUAACAUAUGCUCUAAACUCAACCCAGGUCAAACACUUUGCUGUAAUUGCUGUUAAACUUGAGAAAGAGCAGAGCUCUCAGACACAGAGUCUCUGGUUCUGCAGGCUGAGAUUUCUGGUUUAUACACAGCUUCUGUUUGCCACUGACGGCCGAAGACCGCUCCUCUCUCCUCCCCUCUCCGUUUUUUCUCCUCCUCUCCCUCCCCUAUGCUCAGUUCGGUGUGUGUCUCCUCAUUCAAAGGGCGCAAGGGUGGGAACAAGUCGUCCAACAAAGCAUGUUACAGCGCCGACAUGACUUGCCCGUCGGAAAGCGAGAAAAUCGUCAUCAACUGCGGCGGCGUGAGGCACGAGACGUACCGGAGCACACUGAAGACGCUGCCCGGGACGCGUCUGUCGUGGCUCACUGAGCCGGACGCCUUCAGCAACUUCGAUUACGACCCGAAGUCCGACGAGUUCUUCUUCGACCGGCACCCGUCCGUCUUCUCGUUCAUCCUCAACUACUACCGGACGGGCAAGUUGCACUGCCCCAACGACGUGUGCGGCCCGCUGUUCGAGGAGGAGCUCGCCUUCUGGGGCAUCGACGAGACCGACGUGGAGGCGUGCUGCUGGAUGAACUACCGGCAGCACCGGGACGCGGAGGAGGCGCUGGACAGCUUCGAGACGCCUGAGCCGGACGUGCCGGAUGAUGACCCGGCGCUCGUGGGGGACGGAGACCUGAAGCGGCUCUGCCUGCAGGAGGACGGCAGGAAAGUGGGCUGGUGGCGCGUGUGGCGACCCCGGAUCUGGGCGCUCUUCGAGGACCCCUAUUCGUCCAAAUACGCGCGGUAUGUGGCGUUCGGAUCCCUGCUAUUCAUCCUCAUCUCCAUUUCCACCUUUUGCAUGGAGACGCACGAAGCGUUCAACACCAUCUACAACAAAACCGAGAACGUUACGGAAGGGAACGUAACGAAAGAGGAGAUCGUGUACGAGGUGGUCACGGACAGCUGGCUGACGUACGUGGAGGGAGUGUGCGUGAUUUGGUUCACCAUCGAGGUGUUCACUCGCGUCGUCUUCUGCCCCGACAAGGUCGAGUUCUUCAAGAGCGCGCUGAACAUCAUCGACUUCGUGGCCAUCUUGCCCUUCUACCUGGAGGUCGGUCUGAGCGGACUCUCCUCCAAAGCGGCAAAAGAUGUUUUGGGCUUCCUGCGCGUGGUGCGCUUCGUCCGAAUCCUGCGUAUCUUCAAGCUGACGCGUCACUUCGUGGGCUUGCGUGUUCUCGGGCACACGCUCCGCGCCAGCACCAACGAGUUCCUCCUGCUCAUCAUCUUCCUCGCUCUCGGCGUUCUCAUCUUCGCCACAAUGAUCUACUAUGCCGAAAGGAUAGGAGCCAGUCCGGACGACCCUACGGCGAGCGCGCACACCAACUUCAAGAACAUCCCCAUUGGUUUCUGGUGGGCCGUGGUGACCAUGACCACCUUAGGCUAUGGAGAUAUGUAUCCGGAGACGUGGUCGGGAAUGCUGGUGGGGGCGCUGUGUGCCCUCGCGGGCGUGCUGACUAUCGCUAUGCCCGUUCCCGUGAUUGUUAACAACUUCGGCAUGUAUUACUCUCUGGCCAUGGCCAAGCAGAAGCUGCCCAAAAAGAAGAACAAACACAUCCCGCGAGCCCCGCAACCCGGCUCACCCAAUUACUGCAAGCCGGAUGCCCUCGCAAUGGCUACGGCCUCGCCCCAGAGGAUCCUGGGUAACGUGCUGGGCGGCGUGCUGGGGUCGAGCGGGCUGGCGGGCGACUGUCCUCUAGCUCAGGAGGAGAUCAUAGAGAUUAACAGAGACUCGAAGCAGAACGGUGACGCAGCCAGUGCCGCUCUAGCAAACGAGGACUGUCCAACAAUCGAUCAGGUUCUUAGUCCGGACGAGCGCAGCCCGAUGGGCCGAACACAAGAGCGCUACCAGCAGGACAGAGCCUGCUUCCUCCUCAACACGCGAGAGUUUCGACCCACUGAUGGGAAUGUGCGGAAAGGUUGUGUCAUAUCCCGCGUUUGCCGUCAGUGCAGCGCCAGAGUUUCUAAUGCGUGACUAUGGUGUUAAGUUUCUAGCAUUUGGCAAUUCUUUUAAGGAGACACAGUUAGUCGCUGAAUCCUGAAAACUUUGCCGACGGGGCCGCGCCAUCCAUACGGGACGUGUGAGGAAUGUCGGAGUGGCAAGAGGGUGUGACUGGAAACAAAAAAACAAAACAAAAAAAACAACAAAGGAAACUGGAAAUUUCCGAUGCCGGAUCUUCACACGGUAACCAAAGCAACCUCACCGAAAUUCCGGAUCACUCCUCUUUCUACAGACUGACUGACUUUACAGCAACAAAACCGAACAUUGCACUGACACCUGAAAGAGAAAAAAGACUCUUGAAGGAACGAACGGAAAAACAUUCCAAUGUUUUAAGAUCAAAACACCAGGCGUUUUGACUGCCGCACUCACCUGGGCCCUGAGUUUCUGUAUAUUAGUCUAUAUGUAAGAAUGAAGGACCAAGUUAGAAUAAUUAUGUAGCAUUUCUGCUAAGACCCUGUAGCAUUUCUUGGCUGGGAGAACUCUCCGACAGACUUUUUACAGACUGAUAUUCAUCGACCGUUUGCACAGAAUGACUAAAAUGGCUUAGUCAUGCACAAUUUUUUUCUUGUUUUCUUUUCCCCCACUCAGCAUAUUAGCAGCAAAGUGUGUUGUCCGUGCAUUGCCGUGUGGUAGUUCCCACUCCCUGUCCGAGAAAUGUCCGAGUCUUAGAGUAGCUUUUCUUUGUGAAUGAAUCUAGAGCACUGAAAAGUGAAACGCAGCACUCUGCUUUGGUAACAGAAGUACGUUGCUAUUCCCAAACAGUCUUCCAGGUUUUUUCCCGUACGUUCGGGGGAGGCAACAUCGAAAACACAGUCCUGACAGACCAAAGCCCAACUGUGACCAAAUAUAAUGUACGAAAGCUAAAAUGGCACAAAAUAACUUUAGAUGUUCCCUGUCAGAUCUGAACUUUUCGUCCCUUUAAAUACGAACGGAUUGGCAUGUUCUGCCAGGGGUGCUGUCUCUAAUUCCCAAAAACCCCUCAAAUUGAGGACUUUUCCCAUGGGAAUCCUCUCUGAUUAUAGAGGUUUAUUUAUUUUUUGACUUAGUAGAGCUAAUGCUGCCAUAGAUUAAAUAUCUGCACAUGUGAGUGCUUGGACCAAUAACUAGCGUUUUGUCUUUAUGGAAAGAGGGUAUAAAGGUCAGGGAAAUGCAGAGACAUUCUUAAAAUCUCCCUUUCUAAAAAAAAAAAAUCGUCUAUGUACGACUUGUCUAAAACUGCCUUCAGAGUUUCCCUCCAUCUCUGUGUCGUAUUCUCUCCUAUUGGCUUGACUGCAUUGUUCCUUCUUAACUAAUCAGAGGGAACGCAGGAGGUCACGCCAAAUGAAUCAAGAAGAAUAAAUGUACAAAAAAAACGAACAAAUUUCUAUUUUGAUAAGUAACAUCUCCAUGGUUCACGAGGAACACGAUUCGCUGCCACCGAUGUCCGAAUGCGACUGUAAAAAUGCAAUGCCGACCACCCAACGAACAGCCGAGGCGACUUACACAAAUAAGAAAAGAGAAAAAAGGACAAAAGAAAAGAAUAUUAACGCGCUCUUUUGGAGGGAGAUAUGAUUCAUCAAAGAGGUUGUUUCCUCAUAGACUGAACUGUGAGAAAAUGGAUGUCAAAAUAUAUGAAAAAAGAAAAACAAAUGAAAAAAAAAAAACUACUUGGAGAGAAAAAAAAUUAAUUAAAAAAAAUGCAUUUUUGUAACUUUGUUUACCAGCAUGAGACUUUGCAUGACUGUAUUUUCUGCUAGCCCUUAGUUGAAGUGGGGAGGGCUAAAAAAAUAAUUAAAAAAGAUAUUAAUAAUAAAGAUGUUAAUAAAAAUAAAAAACAUGAUAUGCAAUGGAUAUUUAAGAAAAACAAUAUAUUUAAAAGAGCUAUAUUUUGUUUUGAAAUAGGAAGAAAAUGUGAAUAAAUUCUGACUGCGAGUUACACACUGAACUGUUUUAUUAGUUUAAGAUUUAAAAAAAAAAAAUCUCAAUGCCACCAAAAUCUGUUCUGCUACAUACUGCCCCAUGUAACAUUCUCGUUCGGUUUCAUUUCUUCCAUCGAAAUGCCGCCUGGACUGUAUAUUUUGGUUGCGUAUCUCUCUUUCUGUAUGCCGAAGGGGUCGUCUAUCUAUCUAAGUGUUUGGCUAAUGUUUGUCUGCGUACAACAUUAGUUUUCUCUGUAGCCAUGAUAACAACUGUGCUGAUGCUAGAAUCCUCUGUAAGCGGGAUAUGGCGUCUUUUCCCACAUGCAUCGGGGCUGAUAGUGUUUCAUUCUCCGUUUGAGUUCACCUGCUCUCAUUGGCAAUAAUAUGAAUGAUAAUCCGAUGGAGAUGUAGCAAGGCAAAGUGGAGGCUCGUAUCAGUCUCAGCGUCUUCCUUACAAACGGAUGCAGUGUGGGAAACUGUGUUUUUGUAGAGGCGUUGUGUCUCUAAUCUCAGGUGAAAAACGUGAAUGCUCAGUCCCGCACCAGACCUCUGCCUGCCCGUGCAGCCAUUUUUCAUUUUCAUCUCGUCUGAUUGUUAUAAAGAUCCCUCGAAAGGCAUUUUACCGUCAUUUGUUGAUGUAUUUCCGGUUAAAACAGGAAGUUAGGAUCCCUUUAUAUACAUAGCCAAUUGUCUUUAGCCUUUAGCUUAGCAAAACAACAGCUUGUACAAUGAACUAAAUCAGUGAAAACACUUUUAAAAUGAAUAAAUUCUGCAGAGAACCAUUUUAAAUGUCAUUCUGUAAUAUUGGCUACAGAAUUAAAAUUUAUAAGUCUAAAAAUGCUAAUGUUCAGUUUAAUCCAACUUGGUUCUCAGAAUGACACCAGGUUAAAGUUAAACCUUUAGCAUUUAGCUUUAGGUUAAUGCAAAACAUCACAGUUGAGUUGUAAUAUAGGCUGCAGAAUUAAAAUUGCUAACUCUAAUCAUGCUAAUUGGUGUGUUAGUUUUUCCCAACUUGUUUAUCUAAAAGUUUCAUAUAUCUCAGGACAUCAGGCUAAAGCUAAACAUUUAGCUUUAGGCUAAGGCAAAGUUGAAUUAAAUGUGGCAAGUUGAGUUAAAUGUGUUUGUUAUUUUGUAAUAGACACCAUAAUUAAAAUUGCCAACUCUAAUUAUGCUCAUUUUUGUGUCCUAAAACGCUAAGUUUUACCCAAUAUAUUUUUUUAUAUCUCAGGACACCAGGUUUAAGUUAAACCUUUAGCAUUUAGCUUUAGGUUAAUGCAAAACAUCAAACUUGAGUUAAAUGUGUUAAGGCCUAUUUGUUAUUUUGUAAAAGACUUCAUAAUUAAAAUUGCUAACUCUAAUUAGGCUAAUUUGGUGUCCUAAAAUGUUAAGUUUUACCCAAUAUAAUUUUUAUAUCUCAAGACACCAGGCUAAAGCUAAACCUUUAGCAUUUAGCUUUAGGCUAAAGCAAAACAUCAGAGUUGAGUUAAAUGUGUUCAGCUUAUUUGUUAUUUUGUAAAAGACUUCAUAAUUAAAAUUGUUAACUCUAAUUAGGCUAAUUUGGUGUCCUAAAAUGCUAAGUUUUACCCAAUAUAAUUUUUUAUAUCUCAAGACACCAGGUUAAAGUUAAACCUUUAGCAUUUAGCUUUAAGCUAAUGCAAAACAUCAAACUUGAGUUAAAUGAGUUUAGGCCUAUUUGUUAUUUUGUAAAAGACUUCAUAAUUAAAAUUGCUAACUCUAAUUAGGCUAAUUUGGUGUCCUAAAAUGCUAAGUUUUACCCAAUAUAAUUUUUUAUAUCUCAGGACACCUGGUUAAAGCUAAACCUUUAGCAUUUAGCUUUAGGUUAAAGCAAAACAUCAGAGUUGAGUUAAAUGAGUUUAGGCCUAUUUGUUAUUUUGUAAAAGACUUCAUAAUUAAAAUUGCUAACUCUAAUUAGGCUAAUUUGGUGUCCUAAAAUGCUAAGUUUUACCCAAUAUAAUUUUUUAUAUCUCAAGACACCAGGUUAAAGUUAAACCUUUAGCAUUUAGCUUUAAGCUAAUGCAAAACAUCAAACUUGAGUUAAAUGAGUUUAGGCCUAUUUGUUAUUUUGUAAAAGACUUCAUAAUUAAAAUUGCUAACUCUAAUUAGGCUAAUUUGGUGUCCUAAAAUGCUAAGUUUUACCCAAUAUAAUUUUUUAUAUCUCAGGACACCUGGCUAAAGCUAAACCUUUAGCAUUUAGCUUUAGGUUAAAGCAAAACAUCAGAGUUGAGUUAAAUGAGUUUAGGCCUAUUUGUUAUUUUGUAAAAGACUUCAUAAUUAAAAUUGCUAACUCUAAUCAUGCUAAUUUGGUGUCCUAGCAUGCUAAGUUUUACACAAUAGGAGUUUUUAUGUAUCUCGGGACACCAGGCUAAAGUUGAGUUGUUUUUGCUUCAGAUCUGGGCCUCAGUCAGUAGCAUCUUUAACAUUGUAGCACUGCUUAGCAUUUAACACAAGGGCAUUUACAAACUUGUUCACAUAAUUCAAGAUUGCACAAAAAGUAAGUCAAGAUGUUAUUUAAUCUUAGAGACACUUGAGCCACAUGUGAAACAAGGUUUAUACCGACGGUCAUUGCAGAUGUUUUAAUCAAUACGAUACAUAGGAUGACAGAGCAGAUAGGAGAUAAAAGUUACCCUUGACAAAGGUGCUUGACUUUGACGAGUGUGUUAUUGUAGAUGAAAAGCCUCUGCUAAUUACCGAGUGGACAGAAAAAGAGAAUGAAAUGAAUACGAGAGACUGCGAAGGUUCAAGCAGGCAGCGGUCCGGUGUCGUGUGAGGGACGGUUUGUGAUAUUUCGAGUGUGCUGAUAUCAUCGGCUUCUGAUAUAUGGAAUGCAGAUGGUGGAAGUGGAAAUACGACCUUCAGGAGAAAGACAAUAUGACACAGCUUAUAUUUUCGAAACCUUACCAAGCGAAAAGGAGAUGUCUCCGGACUGGGUCACUGGGUCCGUUCCCAGCCCAGAAAGAAACCUUAUAGCCCAAAUAGGUCUUUGUUUUUUCAAAGUUGUGCAUAUUUAUAGUUUUAUAAAUGCUUUUGUUUAUAAUUAUCAAUUUAUUGAAUAAUUUAUAUUUUAUACAGAGUUUUUGUUCUGAGAUCAUCUCUUUGUUCCAUUUCAAAGAUUGUUCAUAUUUUUUAUGACCAGUUUGUUGUUCACUUAUAUAAAUAUAAAAGAGCCUGUGUUCGGUUUUAUUUUAGAAGGCAUUAAGACCACUUUGGUCCAGGGGUCACAAAGUAACGCAGAAUAAAUAUUUUAAAGCAUGCUUCCAGCAAGAACACAACGACGCAUAUCCACACUGGCAAAUGCCAGUUUGAUUUUGUUUUAUUCCCAAACAUGUUCGUUUUUUUUCUUUUCAGGACAAGUCGAGCUUGUCUCUCCAUCUUUCACGCACAUUGAAGCGCACUGCCCUGUUAAAAUGAUUUGGAAUGAUAGAUCUGUCUGCAUCUAAUUCUUCUUGUUCGAUUUUUACUGUGCCUGCUCUUGUAUCCAAUGUCAGUUUGAUCACCCGUUUCUUGUGUAUUAAGUUUGAUUUGAUGUACUUGAAUUACAGAUAUGCAAUCACCACCUCUCUGACCACUGCCAAUCAUCCCGAUCAAUCAACAUGAUCAGUAAUCAAUAUGAUUAAAGUGAUUAACAACCUU
Messenger RNA from Megalobrama amblycephala (Wuchang bream), 8225 nucleotides. It is a transcript of the gene kcnc3b, whose product is annotated as potassium voltage-gated channel, Shaw-related subfamily, member 3b. Lineage: Eukaryota; Metazoa; Chordata; Actinopteri; Cypriniformes; Xenocyprididae. Gene Ontology annotation, biological process: protein homooligomerization; potassium ion transmembrane transport. Gene Ontology annotation, molecular function: protein binding; delayed rectifier potassium channel activity. The coding region runs from base 805 to 2649 and encodes 614 amino acids. Gene Ontology annotation, cellular component: dendrite membrane; voltage-gated potassium channel complex; axon. The record is from RefSeq and is a predicted model, not a curated record. The transcript has 9 exons.